Molecule: messenger RNA, 4142 nt
Organism: Rhipicephalus sanguineus (brown dog tick)
Lineage: Eukaryota; Metazoa; Arthropoda; Arachnida; Ixodida; Ixodidae
Gene: okr
Product: DNA repair and recombination protein RAD54-like
Exons: 5
Coding region: 165-2270 (701 amino acids)
Biological process (GO): double-strand break repair via synthesis-dependent strand annealing; reciprocal meiotic recombination
Cellular component (GO): nucleus
Molecular function (GO): ATP binding; DNA translocase activity; ATP-dependent chromatin remodeler activity
Source: RefSeq, a predicted model, not a curated record
AGUACACAAGUGAAAUAACGUGUUGGUUCUUGCUGUAAACUUUACAUGGAGACGCGUGACAAGCUGUCGUGUGAAUAUCAAUCUUAUCGUUUGUUUCUCUACGGGUGAAGCUAUCUGUACUCUCAAGCGGCCUGUGCUCAGCAUUGCGGCCGACGCAGAACAUCAUGCGGCGAUGUUUCGCACCAAGCCAGCUGGCCAAGCGACGAUGUAUUCAAGAUGACGAAAACAGCGUCUCGAUACGCAAGGCGAAGGAAACGUACUCCAAUGGAGACUCCACCGAGAACGGCGAGCGCAUCGUGCUCAGCAAACACGAAGCGUUCAUACGAUCUCUGCUCUGCAAGCCGUACAAGGUACCCAUCCCGAACUACGUGCCGAGCCUGCAAAGCCGCUCGCUGGGACUCAAACGAACCUCUGGUCCGCGCCCCUUACACGAUCCCGACGAAGAAGGUGCACUGGUCUUGUACGCACCUCCGGCGCUGACGAACCACGAACAGAUGACGGGAAACAGCAAGCUCGUGCACGUUGUGGUCGAUCCAGUGCUCACCAAGGUGCUGCGUCCCCAUCAACGCGAAGGCGUCAAGUUCAUGUGGGACUGCGUGACGGGCUGCCGCAUCGAAGGCAGCUACGGCUGCAUCAUGGCCGACGAGAUGGGACUCGGAAAAACGCUGCAGUGCAUCACCCUGUUGUGGACGCUGCUGCGACAGAGUUCCGAAUUUGCGACGCCCACCAUCACCAAAGCGAUCAUCGUGACGCCCAGCAGUCUCGUGAAAAACUGGCACAACGAGCUGUCGAAGUGGCUGGGCGAUCGGGUCCGCUCCGUUGCCAUCGAAAGCGGCAGCAAGGCUGAGAUCGACUCUGAGAUUCGCAGCUUCAUGACGACUUUCGGCAGGCGCGUCUGCACCCCUGUGCUGAUCCUGUCAUACGAAACUUUCCGUCUGCAUGCUGCAGCACUACAGAGUGGCGAGGUGGGGCUUGUCAUUUGUGACGAGGGUCAUCGGCUCAAGAACUGCGAGAACCAGACAUACCAUGCCCUGAACGGGUUGCAGACGCGAAGGCGCGUGCUCCUGUCGGGGACGCCCAUCCAGAACGAUCUGCUCGAAUACUUCAGCCUCAUCCACUUUGUGAACCAAGGCAUCCUCGGCACGGCUCAAGAGUUCAAGAAGAAAUUUGAACUGCCAAUCUUGAAAAGCAGGGACUCCUGCUCGACCGACGCUGACCGUGCGCGUGGUCAGGAGAGACUAGAUGAGCUCAUAGGAAUUGUGAAUCGGUGCCUGAUCCGCCGGACUAACGCCCUUCUGUCACGUUACCUGCCCGUCAAGAUGGAGUAUAUUGUUUGCUGUUCCAUGACAGCGAUGCAGCGCACAUGGUACGAGCAGCUAGCCGGCAUGAAGGGCACCACUCCCCUGGCCACCAUAACGCUUCUUAAGAAGCUCUGCAACCACCCAUCACUCGUGCGCGAGUGUUUCCCGGAAGACGAGAGGAUGUUUCGUGGACCUUCGGUGCAGCCCGAGCUAUCGGGAAAACUGCGCCUGCUCGACUCUCUGCUAGCCGUGAUCCGAAGCACAACCGACGACAAAGUGGUGCUCAUUUCGAACUACACCCAAACGCUGGACGUAUUCGAAAAGCUGUGCCGCGAACGUGGCUAUGGCUUUUUUCGACUGGAUGGGAGCAUGACCAUCAAGAAGAGGGCGAAGAUUGUGGCAUCUUUCAACAUGCCAUCCAGUCCAGAGUUUGCCUUCAUGCUUAGUAGCAAGGCAGGAGGCUGUGGACUCAACCUUAUUGGAGCCAACAGGCUGGUGAUGUUCGACCCGGACUGGAACCCGGCGAACGACGCUCAGGCGAUGGCCCGGGUGUGGCGAGACGGUCAGCGCAAGCCGUGCUUCGUCUACCGGCUCGUGUGCUCGGGCAGCAUCGAGGAGAAGAUCUUGCAGCGGCAGACGCACAAGAAGGCGCUCUCCAGCUGCGUCGUCGAUUCCGAGGAAGACGUGGCCAGACACUUCAGCGCCGCCGACCUCAGGGACCUCUUCAGGCUGGACGCCGAGGAAGUUCGCAGUUCGACCCACGAGUCCCUGUCGUGCCGGCGUUGCGUGAACGGCAUCGAGGCGCGGCCCCCUCCGGAGGACGCCGACCUCGCGAGCGACCUGUCGCAGUGGCACCAUUGCUGGGCUCGCAAGCAGUCCGAAGACCACGUGCUACGACAGUGUUGGGACUCCGGCGUUAACUUCGCCUUCGCGCAGCGAUCCCACAAGGCGCCAGUGGCCGUGCCCUAAAUGUAUGCCUCGCUGGAUCACAGACACGCAUCUUGCGGAGUUGCCAUCUCUGUUUUCCGGACGCUUGCUGUCCUGGAUCUCCAGCGGACGUCGCUCUAUGUACGAAAUACGCGGCGUUUCUGGCUUCGGCUUUGUUGGACUUUUGGCGGCAAUGUCGUGCCGCGAUUAUCUGCUGUCCUGGAGAUUCAGGAAUGUGGCACUGUCUCCCGACACAUUGUGUCCCAGAACAGUGUUGUUGUCGCUACCAAUCACUCCUGUAUAAUGGACGUUGACCGUCAGACGUUCUGUAGCUGCAUCGUGCCACCCUGAUCUGAUUGUCUUCGGAGCUGAGCCUACAGAAGAUUACGUUAGCGGUCCUGCCGCUGGCGUAAUCCGAUCGCUGCCGUUGUACAUCUGCGACGGUCGUUUUGUACAGCAGCGUAGCGAUACAACAUACCGGUAACACCGUGACGCCAAAGAAACCUCUGUUGGCAUAACUAGAUUCUUUGUUCUUCAUCGUGCCGGGGCUGCUUACGGUGUGAGAGCAGCGUCAUUCCUCUUUCAAAGUGCCGCCAGUUCGUACACAGGCCAUCGCGGACCUGUUUUGAUUGAAAAGACCUCAGCGAGGUUGUAGAACACGUUACCUAACCUCAUAGCGUUAUCUUUUUGUCUUGUGUCUGGACGACUCAUCUUACUGAGCUCACUAGCAGUCACCCGGACCAGUUGACCUGUAUUCGCUGGAUGAUGAAUCUGACAUUGCUCGCAAACCGCAGUAUACACCGGAAUGAACUUCUGGAAUCUUCAAUCGUUCUGUUUUACUCGAUGAUAAACCGGUGUCUCGGUCAUGCGAUGUAGCGCAUAUACCAUACGCAAUGUUAUGAACUUAGUUAACAUUGUUGUCAGGCCUUGCCGUGGUCUGUCUGCAGCCAUCUGCAUUGCUGACUAAUCGAAGAGUAGAGUGGCCGUAGGCGCAUUUCAACUGCAACAACGCGCCGUUCGCUGACCACUUUAGUACACAAAAAAUCUAACGUAGCAAUUUCUCCUGCUCGUUUCAAAGCACAACACCGCUGACGCCAUUGUUCUGCGUAUCGCGGUAAAUUGUUCGCUCACUUUAAGCUAAACUUAUGGCAAUAUUAUUUGUUGAUAAAUUUUCAAAUUGUUUCAUAUUUAAAUUUGUGAAGCUUAAGCUUGUUUAUAUGUCUUCUUCAUCCUACAUUGAAUUACGUCAAUUGAUAGCAGACUACGCGGGUUUGUCACAGGUCGUUCGUGCACCGCGAACAGCGCGCUCAAUUACGUUAUCUUUAUUGUCGUAGGGACGCAAAACUCAUGUGUCGUUUUGAUGUUUUUUUUCUAAUUAAAGGGGAAUAAUGGAGUGACACCGCAGUACACACGUCCGCAGAACCGACCGUGGUAUACACUUGUAUCGCAGAGUUUACGAAACUGAAAUGCGGAGGCCAUACUCGAGCUUUUUACGCAUUCACUGUUUGAAACUUGCGGGGACAAAUCGUACAGUACACUGCUGCACGUUUCGGCUUGCUUCUGCAGUGGUGUGCUGUGUAAUGUAAUGACUACUUGGAGGUUUAGCUGUGUUGAUGUUUUGCGUCAAUGUAGAGAUGUCUCCCGGUGACGCGACGACCGCAAAUUCUGCGAUAAUUGCAACCUCCAACACUUACUACGUUUUUUUUUUUAUAAUAAUAAUAAUAAUAGUGAGUUCGUAAUAGUGAGUUUUCUUUUUUUGUUUCUCUCGCGCAACGAUUUCUGCUCUCGGAAACUGUUCAUGUCACUGAAUUCGUACUGUAAAGUUCUGCAUUUCACGUCUGUGAUUUCACGGUUACUUUUCGUUCCGCCUCACUCUGUUAAAUCAGCUUGCCUCCAUGCUUGUAAAUAAACGGC